Molecule: messenger RNA, 351 nt
Organism: Phyllotreta striolata
Lineage: Eukaryota; Metazoa; Arthropoda; Insecta; Coleoptera; Chrysomelidae
Source: the annotation of a GenBank genome assembly
AUGCCGAUCGCUGAGUCGGACACACUCACCGCCGACAUUCAAUUGUCACAACAUCGCCCCCAGCCACCUGGACAGGACGAGAAAUUUGAAAAGUGCCAGUGGUCCCCUUAUCAUUCGGCGUUAUCAUUCGCAAAAAUUCCCGUACGCGAGCGUCGGCCGAUAGCGCUCGAAGUCGCACGAGGAAGGAAACAGGCCAGGCCGAUUCGACUCCUGGAUGACGAGGAUCCUGCUCCAAACGCCGAAUUUCCUGCUACGACAAAUCUUAAUGCCAGCGCUUUAUUAAAUUUCGUCGGCGGAAUAACUCCUACCUUAUCCGUGAUCAGAGCCUUGUACAAUAGGGCAUUUUGUUAA